CCUAGUUUUGAUGGAUGCAUGUGGUUUGAGUUUCAGGAGUCCGUCACAAAACGUUUUUUUAGACGAUAACUGUUGCUGAUCAUUAGCCACACAUCCCUGAGAACACCGAGACCCCAUACAGACAAGCAUGCCGGAGAUUAAAGCAGUUCCUUUGGGUGCAGGACAAGAUGUUGGGAGAAGUUGCAUCCUGGUCAGUAUUGGUGGCAAAAAUAUUAUGCUGGACUGUGGCAUGCACAUGGGGUACAACGAUGAGAGGCGGUUCCCAGACUUUACCUACAUCACCCAGUCUGGGACUCUCAACGACCACCUGGACUGUGUCAUCAUCAGUCAUUUCCACCUUGACCACUGUGGCUGUCUGCCCUACAUGACAGAGAUGGUGGGAUAUGACGGACCCAUCUACAUGACUCACCCAACUAAAGCUAUCUGUCCCAUCCUUCUGGAGGACUACAGGAAAAUCACAGUGGACAGGAAGGGAGAAAGCCAGGCCAACUUCUUCACUUCUCAGAUGAUAAAAGACUGCAUGAAGAAAGUCGUUCCUGUCAACUUGCACCAGACUGUGCAGGUUGAUGAUGAGUUGGAGAUCAAGGCUUACUAUGCAGGCCAUGUGUUGGGGGCAGCCAUGUUCCUCAUCAAAGUGGGCUCUGAGUCAGUCGUAUACACGGGGGACUAUAAUAUGACACCUGACAGACAUCUGGGAGCUGCGUGGAUAGACAAGUGCAGACCUGAUCUCCUGAUCACAGAGUCCACAUAUGCCACCACUAUCAGGGACUCAAAAAGAUGCAGAGAAAGGGACUUUCUGAAGAAAGUGCAUGAAACAAUAGAGAAAGGCGGAAAGGUUCUCAUUCCAGUAUUUGCUCUUGGAAGAGCCCAGGAGUUGUGCAUUUUACUAGAGACCUUUUGGGAGAGAAUGAACAUCAAGGCUCCAAUCUACUUUUCAACUGGCCUAACCGAGAAAGCCAACAACUACUACAGACUGUUCAUCACUUGGACCAAUCAGAAGAUUCGAAAGACCUUUGUCAAGAGGAACAUGUUUGAGUUCAAACACAUCAAGGCGUUUGAUAGGUCCUACAUUGAGAACCCUGGGCCCAUGGUUGUCUUCGCCACCCCAGGCAUGCUCCAUGCAGGUUUGUCACUACAGAUCUUUAAGAAGUGGGCUCCUGACAGCAAGAACAUGGUGAUCAUGCCAGGCUACUGUGUGGCAGGGACAGUCGGACACAAGAUCCUGAACGGGAUCAGGAAGAUCGAGUUUGAGAACAAGAAAGUGCUGGAGGUCAGGAUGGCUGUAGAGUAUAUGUCCUUCAGUGCCCAUGCUGAUGCCCAGGGCAUCAUGCAGCUGAUCAGGUACUGUGAGCCGAGAAACGUCAUGUUGGUACAUGGAGAGGAGCAGAAGAUGGACUUCCUCAGCAAGAAGAUCACACAGGAGUUUGGUGUUCAGUGUUUCUUCCCAGCCAAUGGGGAGACAGUAACCAUAGAAACCAACCCCAACAUCCCUGUGGAUGCUUCACUCAACCUGCUGAAGAGGGAGGCAUCUUUGACAGGACUGCCUGACCCCAAACGACCCAGAGUGCUACAUGGUGCCCUCAUUAUGAAGGAGAAUAGCCUGCGCCUGGUGUCUCCGAGCCAGGCUAUGAGAGAGCUGGGACUGAAGGAACAUGAGAUCAGAUUCACCUCCACAGUCACCAUCCACGACCCGCAGCCCACACAGGGCACCGUGGAGAGGCUAUACACACAUCUCAAGGGUAUACUGAAGGACCACUCCAUCCAACACAUGCCUGAUGGAUCUGUUAUGAUCGACUCGGUGCUUAUUAAGGUGUCUGGGUCUUCAGAAGAGGAGGAGACCAAGGAUUUCUUAGUGUCAUGGCCCUAUGAGGAUGAGGACUUGGGUAGUCACCUGAUGACACUUCUGAGAAAAGGUCUGCCCAAAACUGUGGAGGCCUGAAGGAUUCUUCAUACUAUUAUUCCAAGAACUAAGGAGGGGGAGGGUGCUAAAGGAUGGAAACAUCUUGAUAUAGAACUGUAGCCGCAUAAUGCCAAGUUGGAGGCUUCAGUAUCAGGAUAGCAGACAUUUUACGAAACUUCAGCUGGAAAAUACUGUACUAGUGUAUAGCAGAUCACCCAGAAGGAAAAGUACUGGGCAAAGGAUUUUUUGUAUGCACCAUUAGAGGAGUUUGAUACAGGAAAGACUUACUAGAUAAUUUUGCCAUUGUACAAAUUGACAACACCCACCACAACAACAGUAAGCAUAUGCCAAAAAACACUAAGUAACAGUAAGCAUAGUUGGGCCCCAAAUACUAUUACUCAGACUACACUAAACCAUAUUAUACAUGUAUGUGUGACUGUAAAUAGAUUUAAUAAACUUCUUUUUCUUAUUUCCUGGGUCAAACGUAUGAUAAACACACAGUGAAAAGCUUCCAGCUGGCAUGAGUCAUUUUAUGUCUAUUGUCAGCGCUGUUGUAAAAAAACACGAACGCCAUGACAUCAUUGUGUAGAGGACACCGUGAAGGCCGCGGUGACCUGGCACGUAUCGUGCGACAUGACUCACCCCUUGUGCUGUGUGCCGAGGGAAAACAUUGGCCAAUCAUUAACGCACUGUAAAAACCGUCGGCAAAUAAACGGUGACACUUGCACCAUGCACUGCUUAUCACGGUCUAAUCAAUCCCCAUUGAAACGCCCAGGUGGAAACUCUCCACGUCAUUGGACAAGCAGCCAUUUGUGAAAUGGGGGUGGGGGGCGACUAAGGUGUUGUUAAUCUUACCUAUUAAACACCUGCAAAUUAUUGUUAAAUGGAGACGAAUUAUUGACUAGAUUGAAUCAAAUUGGUCAGAGGUUAGGGGUAGACAAUGGGUCUUUUAAGUUUGGCCUUUUUAAGAUUUACCUUUUAGCAUACGAUUAGCCUAAAAUUACUUCUGUAUCAUUCAAGCUAAAAAUUUACAUUCUAUCACAAUCUAAGACAGUUUAAUUUCUACUUUCCCAUUGGUCCUGAGUGAAUUUCAAAUAGUUGUCUGACCAAUAGGAGAAGAUAUUAUUUGAGAAAAAUAAGUCAUCAAUAAGGUUACAAUGUUUACCAUACUUGUUACCGGUAUUGACAAGUUUUAAUCUGAUAUAAGGCUGAAUUCAAAUUUUGUAUCAACCAAUCAGACUGCAAUUUCAUUUCAGACAUGUGACAAUCAAAUCCUAUCCAACUGAAAACAUGGGUCAUUCGUGGUCAUUAAUAAUGAGGCACGGUCAUAGAAAGGGCAGACUAGUUGAGUUAAUAUUUCACCAGUGUGCGAGCUGUGUAGAUUAGGGUAGAGCUCUGCAACCAUUAUGAAACAGUCUAGUUAGCUAUUGGCUUAUGUCAAUCCAUAUCUGUUUAAUCUUUCUCAAUAUGAGACAAUGGAACAGUACUGUUACAAAAGACAUGAAAUAAUGGGGCAAAAAUGACCUGCCUCUCAUUUUUAUUUGUAAGCUCUACCAAUUGUGCAGAAUUUUACAAUUCCACAUAUGAUGUCAUAUAUCCUGUUGGACUAUCUCUGAGAUAAUCUCAUUAACUGUGUACACCAUUCAAACAGGACUGGACAGUGGAAAAAGAACUUUUAAGAAAAUAUACUAGUAACAUAGUUUGGGGUGUUUGUAAUUUUGUAACAUUUUAUUAUCCCACUUCAUUUUGAGGAACUGCUUUCAGUUUCCUUUCCUCCAUAGGACAGUUGACUCAAUAGAAAACUUGCAUCAAGCUGUCCAAAAAAG
This is a messenger RNA of Branchiostoma belcheri (Belcher's lancelet), 3726 nucleotides long. RefSeq names its product integrator complex subunit 11-like. The record is from RefSeq and is a predicted model, not a curated record. Bases 128 to 1939 code for a protein of 603 amino acids. Gene Ontology annotation, cellular component: nucleus. Lineage: Eukaryota; Metazoa; Chordata; Leptocardii; Amphioxiformes; Branchiostomatidae. Gene Ontology annotation, biological process: snRNA processing. The transcript is spliced from 24 exons.